Messenger RNA from Habropoda laboriosa, 1153 nucleotides. It is a transcript of the gene Echs1, whose product is annotated as probable enoyl-CoA hydratase, mitochondrial. The transcript has 7 exons. NCBI's taxonomy places the organism in Eukaryota, Metazoa, Arthropoda, Insecta, Hymenoptera, Apidae. Gene Ontology annotation, cellular component: mitochondrion. Gene Ontology annotation, biological process: fatty acid beta-oxidation. The coding region runs from base 106 to 993 and encodes 295 amino acids. The record is from RefSeq and is a predicted model, not a curated record. Gene Ontology annotation, molecular function: enoyl-CoA hydratase activity.
ACAGGCUCUGCUUAUCAUUCCGUCGCGAUACUCGAUAAUACUCGUUCAUCCACAUCUUCAAUAUUGUUGCUACCGGUAGUAUUUUUAAGAAUAAAGCAAAGCAUCAUGGCAACCACGCGUCUCGGCCAAGUCCUGUUCGCCAAGAGUCUGCAAAUUGGUCAUAAACCACAAUAUUUCACCAACAAUGUGAAGUUCUAUUGUUGUCAGGUCCAGAACUAUGAGUACGUCAAGGUCGAAACCACAGGCGAAAAAAAGAACGUAGCUUUGGUGACUUUGAACAGGCCAAAAGCUCUGAACGCCCUAUGUGAUAAAUUAAUGACGGAAUUAAAUGAUGCCGUGUUGAAAUUGGACCAAAACGAGAAUAUUGGAGCCAUUGUUGUUACUGGCAGCGAGAAAGCCUUUGCAGCUGGUGCUGAUAUCAAAGAGAUGCAAAAUAACACUUAUUCUCAGACAAUCAGAGGUAACUUCUUAACAAGUUGGGAUGGUGUCUCUAAACUCUCAAAACCAGUUAUUGCUGCUGUGAAUGGUUAUGCUCUAGGAGGAGGCUGUGAGUUAGCAAUGAUGUGCGACAUCAUCUAUGCUGGUGAGAAGGCCAGGUUUGGCCAGCCAGAGAUUGCCAUUGGCACCAUUCCUGGUGCUGGAGGUACUCAAAGACUGACCAGAGUUGUUGGCAAGAGCAAAGCCAUGGAAAUGGUACUCACAGGCAACCAGAUCACUGCUGAGGAGGCUGAGAAGAGUGGUUUGGUCAGCAAAGUCUUUCCAGCAGAUAAAUUGGUAGCAGAAGCGGUUAAAUUGGGAGAAAAAAUUGCCUCACACUCCCAGUUGGUUGUUGCCAUGGCUAAAGAAUCUGUCAACACUGCUUAUGAGACUACCUUGAAGGAGGGUCUCCACUUUGAGAAAAGGAUGUUCCAUGGCACUUUUGCUACUGCUGACAGGAAGGAGGGAAUGACAGCAUUCGUUGAGAAAAGACCACCCAAGUUUACAAACCAAUGAGUAGACAAAAUGCCUAAUUAAGACUCCAUUAUUGGAGUGACAAUACUCCGUGUAAUUGAAGAUACUUAUUUUUCUACCAGAUUGUAUACAGUUGCAUUUUAUUAUGGUCAAUAAUAGACGAUUUUUUUGUUUAAAAAAGAAAAAAAUAGAAGAAUGAAUG